AUGGACCUCGAUAAUCCAUCCACGCGCGAUCCACGUCUUGCCAGUCGACUAACGAGAUAUAAUAUACCCCGGUCGAUAAAAAAACCGACCCUAGAAAGACAGAACUCCAUCUCGCUUGGGUCACCCAGCACACCCAAACCCACCGUUUUACCGCCGUCGAGCGAACCUCCCAAGCCGGUCGAGAAGCAGGAUAACCCUCGUGAUGGAUCGUUUAUCCAGUUAAUCUCUGGGCUGGUGCAAGCUGCUGUUGCUACAGCCGUGAGCAGGUCAGAGAAGGAAAGAUUGCAGAAGAAGAAGGAGAUGACGGAAGGUCUAUUGAAAAAGGCAAAGGCUCAUACGAACUUUCCUUCGACAGUGGCUUUCUUUCAGCAGGCCAGUAAUGACGAGAAUGUCGACUUGACUCGGAUAGAUGAUAUUAUAAAGGAGCACUUGUCGAAUUGCAGCCAAAUAGAGAGAGAUCUGGUGACUAAAUGGAGACUUUUAUCGCCAAGCAGCUCCGGCACGUCGAAUGACAUGAUAAAGGAUCUGCAAAGGGAACUCCAAACAGUCAAGGAAGAGGCCGCCAAUACAAAAACUGAACUUGCUAGGCUCGUUGAUAGCAGUCCGGCACGAACUGGGCCCAUCGAAAUCCUCCAGGAUAGGGUUAUUCUUUUGGAAAAAGCUUUGGAAAGUCAAAGCACACUUCUAUCCGAACAGUCUAAGACUGCCAAGGCUAAUGAUGAGCUCUUAACGUCGUUGAGCUCGGAAAUGAAGAAGGGGGCAACACCAUCGCUAACACAAGAAGCGCCGUCCACGCAAUACACGAAGGACAUUGGAGAUCUCAGGGAGAAGUACAAGGAGUCGGAGGCGACAAUGAGGGCACUUGUGGAGUGCCAAGAAGCGCUUUCAAAGUCGAUCGGUCAAAUCAACGAGGAUAUCGAAGAACAUAGGAGGAAAUUGAACGAUAUUAAUGUUGGUCCUAUAAGUGAAAUGAAGACGAGAAUGGAUACCUUCUCCAGCCAUCUGAGCUCACUGGCGGACAAGGCAGUAGCAGAAUGUCCGGCUGUUCAGCCUGCAAACGGAAAUGUUGAAUCUACGGGUGCCAUUAGGAACAUGGAACAGAAGUUGCAAAAGCUCGAAGGAAAUCAGGCUGUGCCUCGAAUCAACAAGGUCCAAGUGGACCAGAGCAUGCAGGCACUGAAUAGACGGAUGGACGAGCUGGCGCAUCUACAGUCCAUGAAAGACGAUCUACAGUUCUCUGAAAUGGAAGACAUCAAGAAAACAUUGAUGCAACAGAGCGAGGAUUUCAAGGGAUUGAAGGAUGGCUACGGUCAAGUGUCAGCGAAGAUUAAGGCUAUUGCGCAAAGCAAUCCUGCGGCAGCCCUGCGGCAAAUUCAAGACCUUUCUGGGUCGCUAUCAGUCACACAGCGUGUGCUGGAGAGCGUCAAAGUUGGGUUACAUUCUUUGGAAACGCGGUAUAAUAAUAUCUCAACCGAGCCUAUUGUCAAGAACAUGGUGGUCGCGAUGCAAGAAAUGUACCCAUCGGCAUCCCAGUUGACGGAGCAGGUGACAGCCCUCAGAAACCACCUUGAUAAAGAUAUCCUGCCGCUCAGAGCGAAGGUGGAGCAACUUUUCAAGUCGCAUACUUCACAAGUCGCACAACUGCAGAAGGACACAGCCGUGCAAUUGGAGGAAAGGAACCGGUUGAAAACUGAACAUGCUCGUAUAGAGCAGUCGAUUGCUGAUCUAUCGGAGAGGAUCAAGACCCAGACCUCGGUAUCGCCACAGCAACAAUUCAAUCAGCUGCAGUCGAAGAUCGAUUCUCUCUCGAAAAGAAUGAACGAACAUACAUCGAACAUCAGCGAGCAAUUGAAGUCGAAACAGUCGUCGGACGAAUCCCUUGUACAGAGCCUGAAUCAUGAACGCGAGCAUUUCGACAAAGAGUUCCAGCGGGUGUCCGGCGAACUCGAGGGCAUGUUGAGCAAGCUUUCUCAAUUACAAUCCGCAAACACAACCAACAUGGAAACAACCAAAUCCCACGCCGGGGACAUUGGGUCCUUGCUUGAUCGCAUGCGUCACUUGGAGGAAUCUGUGUCAAACAAUCAUAAACAACUGCUCGAACGAUUCGAUAAUAUAAAGAAAGCCGUGAAGAGCCAGGAAGGUAUUCCGAUGGAUGGACAAGCCGCUGAAGGACCACAAUCACCACAACAAAAGGUUGAGGGCGAUGAAGAGCCCGAACCCGAGGUCCCUGAGGAGCCCACGGAGAGCCCGGUCAAUGGAGACAGCAGCACGAUUAGCCAAAUAGCUGAAACCAACCCUACGCACGCUCUACGAGAGAAGAAGGGGAAGAAGAAGCGCCCACGUCUUUCAACGAACCGUUCGGACGACGAAAGGCCGGAAUCGAAUUCGGGGUCCAAUUCACCACGAAUGCUUACAUCCGGACAGGAGGGGACCCCGUCUGACGGGAAAAAGAAGACCAAGAAAAAAAAGAGAAAGCUCAUCCGGGAUACGGAACCGAUCACCCUGGACUAA
Molecule: messenger RNA, 2511 nt
Organism: Aspergillus chevalieri
Lineage: Eukaryota; Fungi; Ascomycota; Eurotiomycetes; Eurotiales; Aspergillaceae
Exons: 1
Coding region: 1-2511 (836 amino acids)
Source: RefSeq, a predicted model, not a curated record